AUGCGUUCUUCUAUUCAGUCCGGCCUACUGUUGGCCUCUCUUGCUGCACCUGCUGUGUCUGCUGAGCGUGUGCUAGGUGCUUAUAUCUAUGCUCGCCAUGGAGAUCGCACUGCAAAGAUCCUCGGCAACACUCAACUGACCGACUUGGGUUACCAUGAGGUCUUUGCUGCCGGUUCUUACUGGAACAAGCGCUAUGUCGCUACUGGCUCCGAUAAGCAGAUCCACGGCAUUAGUGACCCCAUUGUGGUUCCAAACCAGGUCAAUGCCAGUGCUCCAUCUGAUGCUGUGCUGCAGAACUCGGCUACCGGUUUCUUGCAGGGUAUCUAUCCUCCCGCCCAUGACUCUGCCAAUACGACUCUGGGCAACGGCACCGUCGUCGACUCGCCUUUGAAUGGAUACCAGCUGAUUCAGCUGCAGCCAAUUGCAUCGGGCUCCAACAGUGAAUCUUCUAGCUGGUUGCAGGGCUCCACUGGCUGUAAUAAGGCGACUGUGAGCAGCAACAACUACUAUUCUUCCGACUCUUAUAAUGAAAUGCUCAAGUCCACCGCGAGCUUCUACCAGUCGCUCUCACCUGUGCUGAACAGAACUUUCUCUUCCGAAGACAUGAGCUUCGAGAAUGCCUACACCAUCUAUGAUUACUUGAACGUGGGCGAUAUUCACAACUCGUCUUCCGAGUUCCCCGAAAAGACCAAGUACAUGACCGAUGAGAACAAGGUGCAGCUGCUGUCACUCGCCAGUGUUCACGAGUGGAACCUGGCCUACAACUCGUCCGACGAAGUGCGUGCCAUCAGCGGUGCGGUUGUCCUAGGUGGAAUUCUUGACAACUUCGAUCAACUCGUUAGCACUGGGGGUAAGAAGUCGAUUCUGAAUGUUCAGUUUGGUUCUUACGGAACCAUUAUGUCCUUCUUCGGCUUGAUGGAUAUGCCCGCUGCCUCAGAAAGCUUCUACGGUAUUCCUGACUACGCCUCAUCCAUGUCCUUCGAGCUUGUCACCAACGACACUUCGAGCGACUUCCCCUCAACCGAUGAUAUCAGCGUGCGCUUCUUGUUCCACAAUGCUACCAUUACUGGCUCCGACGAGCCCACUGUGUUCCGCAUGUUCGGAAAGGAGACUGACCUUCUCUCCUACAAUGAUUUCACCUCGCACAUGGAGCAGGUCGCCGUCACAUCCACCAGCAAGUGGUGCGACAUGUGCGGCAACACUGAUGGCGCCUGUGCAUCUUCCAGCACUAGCUCAACCGAGAACAAGUCAAGCACAGGCGGCUCCGGCGGUAUCUCUCGUCCUGUCGCUGGUGUUAUUGGUGCCAUGGUGACUCUCGCAGUCAUCCUGGGUCUGGAGGCUCUUUUCUUCCUGGUUGGUGGCUUCCGCCUCGCCAAGCGUAGCAAGGCUAGCCCUGAAAUGGCUACUUCAUCUAGUUUGACUUCGGAUAAGAAGGCUUAA
Molecule: messenger RNA, 1440 nt
Organism: Penicillium angulare
Lineage: Eukaryota; Fungi; Ascomycota; Eurotiomycetes; Eurotiales; Aspergillaceae
Product: Histidine phosphatase superfamily clade-2
Exons: 1
Coding region: 1-1440 (479 amino acids)
Biological process (GO): dephosphorylation
Molecular function (GO): phosphatase activity
Source: RefSeq, a predicted model, not a curated record